UCAAGAUCCAUGGAUUGUGUUCUGAUUUUGAAUCCAUCCAACUCGUCGUGAGUGGUACGCGGGGGUGAAACAAUGUCGACCAGCGCAGAAUCCCCAGGUUUACGGAACCCGUUCCACAACCCGAUCCCCUCUUCGCUUUCAUCUGAAUGCGCAAAGGCAGCGGCGAUUAUCGACUCCUUUAUCAACCCGAAAGUGGUCGGCGAUGGCGGGAUUCCGCGUAAGAUCCUUUUGCGCGCUAAAGCCCUGAUUAUCUGCACCGUAUUUCGAAUAGGAUUUAUGGGUAGCGUGCGUUUUGGUUCUGGGGUUGUCGUGGUUCGUCUCCCCGACGACAGCUGGUCUGCUCCAUCAGCCAUUGGCCUCGGCGGGCUGGGAUUCGGUGGGCUCAUUGGAGCCGAGUUAACGGAUUUUGUGUUCGUUCUCUAUAACGACGAAGCGGUCACGAAGUUCAUGCAAUCCGGUUUCCUGCAUUUGGGCCUUAAUGUCUCGGCUGCGUUCGGGGUGGGCCGCAGUGCGGAAUCUGGUGGUAUAGCUGGAGCUAAGGGCGUGUCGGGCUUCUACUCCUUUUCAAAAACUCGGGGGUUGUAUGGGGGUGUCUCUGGUGAAUUGGGAGUUAUCACUGAGCGCUCACGGGCCAACAAGAAGAUCUAUGAGCGGAAACUCAAAUCGGUUCAUCUGGCUGGUGGGGAGAUUCCUUCUCCUCGUGAAGCUGAAUCACUGAUUCACAUUCUCAAUUCGAUGGUGCCUCGUCCUUCCAAAAAGCCCAUUGGAAACCCUGCUGUGGAUCCCAGUGCGAAUCUCAGUGCGAAUCCCGUUGCGAACCCUGUUGUGAACCCCAUUGUGAAUCCUGAUUCCAGUGGACUCCAAUCUCUUGGUCGUGAAGUGCCGCCGGAACUGGAAAUGGGAGACUUAAGUAAUUUGGGUCCUGGGCUUUCUGAAAUCGGAUCUUCUGAAGCCCACUGGAGUGGGUUGUCUGCUCCGGGUACCACACAUAAACCCAGGGAGCUUAACACAGUCCCUCGAGAGCUCCUCGGUAACCCAAUCCAACCUGUUGAGUCGGCUGAGCCCGCUCAGCCUGCUGAGCCUACUGAACCUUCAAAGGUUUUCGAGCUGGAGUCCCAACAUGGCUCUACGCUACCGCCCAGCGAGGACCUCUCGCAUCAUGCGUCUGUGAACUCGUCUACUGGGAGCUCUUCGCAACACGCAUCGCUUCAAUCGUCUAUUGCCAACCCACUGGAAACGCGAGAAACACAAGACUCGUCUGUUGUGGCUCCUCCCGGUAUCAUUCCUGAGAAUCCAUCCAAGGAAGCGCAGGCCGAACAUGCGACAGAGAAUGACGCGACAGUUCAAGCUUGA
Molecule: messenger RNA, 1353 nt
Organism: Penicillium pulvis
Lineage: Eukaryota; Fungi; Ascomycota; Eurotiomycetes; Eurotiales; Aspergillaceae
Exons: 3
Coding region: 73-1353 (426 amino acids)
Biological process (GO): actin filament bundle assembly; actin cortical patch localization
Cellular component (GO): actin cortical patch
Molecular function (GO): phosphatidylinositol binding; actin filament binding
Source: RefSeq, a predicted model, not a curated record